Oppiella nova is the source of this 3792-nucleotide messenger RNA. The record is from the annotation of a GenBank genome assembly. NCBI's taxonomy places the organism in Eukaryota, Metazoa, Arthropoda, Arachnida, Sarcoptiformes, Oppiidae.
GAAAGAGUGAGCGAAAGGUAUGAGUGUAUGAAGUGUUUGAUGCCAUUAAUGGCUCAAUAGAUCCGAUACUAUAGACAACGCCUUUCUCUUCAAUCGAUGUUUACUUGAAAUUAAGUUUAGUUUUAGAGAAGAAAUCUUUGAUUGGACACACAAUUGGUCCACAUUUUGGUCAUUCUGUGUGUCUUGUGUUGUGAUCACUGAAACCAAUAGCAGCUAAAAGUGUGUCAUUUUCUACACAAUAAGAUGUCAUCGAAUGGUUCAUAUCAUGCAAGCCAUCAUCACCUCAAUAGUUCUCACUGUAUAUCGAAAUGUCUUCCAACGAAAGCCAACAUAAAUGCCAAACAUCUUCAUGUGUUAACCAAAGUCUUCACUCUUUUCACGUAUAUCUCACUUCUGGUCACUUGUAUUGAGUCACUUCAGAUUCCGGAUCAGCAGACAGUUGUCGGCAAACUAUUUCACCAUAAGAUCCAAUUGUCGGCCACACAUGACUUGAAGAGCAUUAAUGUGAGUCUAGCCGGCGAUGGACUAACACUUCCCGAUUGGCUGUACUUCAAGCGCGACUCAUACGAGUUGAUUGGCAUUCCCUUCGAGAAGGGGUUGUUCUUCAUUGAAGUCGACCUGAAAUUCUACGGCAGACAGCAGUUGAAUGACAUAUUCGCCAUCGAUGUGAGCGAUGGCUCUUCACAGGCAGCCAACCAUUUACCACAAUAUCGCUGUGUUUUACGAAUUAAGCAAACAUUUGAAAGCAUAUCCGAUGUCUGGCAUCUCAUUAGUUCCUUAAUCCCCAACACUUUGAUAAGUAAUCAAAAAUCUCAAGCAUUCGUUGAUUGGUUACAAAGGUUUUCGGUGACACGCAAUGCUAACAAACAGUAUCUAAUCACUUAUGACAUCGAAAACUGUGACACAAACAACGCAAACAAAUACUCUGAAGACCACUACCGGUCCGAUGAGAUUCACCUCAAGCUUAAGAACAUGGGCUUUGAAUCAGAUGUGGUUGAGAUCACACGAAAACAAUUGGAUGAAAACGAACUCUUCAACGAUAUGAUGGAUGUAUCGCAUCAUCGAACCGAUGAACGCACCUCUCAUUACAAGAGGAAUGUGGCCAAUGGUAUACAUCCCACUCCCAUCUUAGCGCCAGAUUGGAUGACAUUAACCACAUCAACGAUCAUACCAUCGAUUGAUAACAGAGGAGAGCCCUCACAUCAGGACCCGCUCUCCAGAGUUCUCAUCCCUUCGAUGACAUCUCCAACGGUAGCGAUGAGUUCGGCGACAGUUUCCCUACCGGUUGGCGAUCCCAUUGAGAACUCGAUCCUCGGCGGACACGAUCACAGACACCAUCACUUGAAACCAAACAAAUUCCAGACGCCAUUCAUUUACACGACUCCUGUGUUGGCCCCCGAAAGACCGACACUAGUCGAGGGUCGCGAAGACUUAUUCACUCCGAUUCCAAUCACACAAACUCUUCAGUCACCACACCUACAGUCGGACACAAUACUGAUAGCUCCGAGUCCUUCAAUGGCUCCCGAAAUAACUUCAUCUCAAAUAGAGAUGACAACUGAAAAGGAAAAGCCGACCACAAGUGCGGCCGAAAUCCCGAGCCCUCCCUCUUCUGUUCCCAACAAAACUCCUUAUAUUAACAAAAGGAUACGAAAACUGGAACUCAUUUCUGGGAAAUACUGGAAAUAUACGAUUCCUUCGGAAACAUUUGUGGACUUCGAAGACGGAGACACUCGCAAACUUAAGCUCACUUUCCUUAUGUCUACGUCCGGCUCAACGCAAGAGCAGCCAUCGUCCGACUUCUGGAUCCAAUUCGAUCACGAGAACCAAUAUCUCUACGCUUUGCCCACCGAUGAGGACAUUGGCAAACAUUUAUUCAAUUUAGUGGCCGUCGACUCGAGUGGCGCUCACGUGACUGAAACACUCGAAGUCCAUGUGCGCCAACAUAAGAACACCCGUGCCUUCACUCAUAUCUUCACGCUUUCCAACGUUGUUUGGGAUCACUUCCAGUUCGCGUGUCUUAUUGACGCCACUUCUUCCCUCUUAAGGCGCGUCACCACAAGACUCUACUCUGAUUCCAACAUUCAGACCAUCGCUGUUCAGAAGAUCAUCAAAAACGAUAGGGAGAACUCAUGGACCAUUUCGUGGACAAACGACACGCUUCCCACCCAUCCCUGUCCACGAGAAGUGAUACAAAGCUUAUACGCGAGACUUCAUGACUCGCACAAAGUGUACGACGACUCCUCUGCAGAACCGAGUCGUUUGUUGCGGCAAAUCAUUGCUCCUGAAUAUCAGGUCCAAAAAGUUCACUUGAAUUUCAUAACAAAGAGCGCCUGCGGUUCGUAUGAAAUACCAGACAUUGACGACAAGAAACCCAAAGAGUUUCCGAUAUUCCGAAACCGUAUCGGAAAACUCGGUCCUUUCAGACUCGGAGAGGCGUUUAAAUACAAGAUUCCUGAGGACACUGUGUUCUCUCCGGCCCGACAGGUGGGCACUCGAGACCUGUCCCUUACGUGCGAAGCUAUAGAACCGCCAGAAAUGCCGGCGUUUAUGUACUUUGAUUCCGAUGAACAGGAAUUGUAUGGCUUAGCUCUGGUCCAAAAAUGGGUCAAUUCUUAUGAACUCAAACUUAUAGCUGAGGACACCAUUAGUGGCGGAUCUGUUUCCGACAUCUUUUCCGUCGAAGUCAAUGAUGAGUUGACGGAUCAGUCGAAACAACCCAUGUUUGAGAUAAUAAUCAACUUAAUGGCGCCUCAAGUCAAGGAAGAUCUCACUGUCAAAGAACAGGUGGCUAUCGUCCACCGCAUCUCUUCGGGAAUGUUCAGCGACGGUGACGCCAGUGCUGUCCAUAUCUUAAGUGUCAAAAAGUUUCAAUACGACGGACUGUCGCAGGCAUACGCCGACGAUAAUAAUAAUUAUGUCGAAUCGGAUCCAUUGGAUGAGAAUGUGGACGAAAAGCACAGAAACCACAGACACGGCAAAGGACACGACUCGUUGCCCAAAACGCGCCACACGAGAGACACCAACUCUGUCUACUACUUCGAGUACAAGUGGACCAAUCGGACGAUUGUUGGACACGAGAACUGUCCUAAAGAUCUCAUAACUGAUAACAUUUUGAAACGUAUUUUCCAAAGAGAUUACGACAGCCUUAAAGCUCUUAAAGAAGUAUUUGAACCAAAUUAUGACUUAAUUAACGUGGAGUUCCAGCCGAUAGGUGUUUGUAAAGGCAAACUCAAUGCCAAAGUGAUGGGCCACAGACCCAUUCCCAUGACGAGCCCGCCCUCCACUGAAUGGACGCCAACCAAACCCACGGUGAAAGAGGACGAAGAGGUGGGCAAUGCCAUAGACAUCGAUGAAUCCAAUGAGUUCUUGUUGACAACUAUCAUACCUCCGGUCGCUAUACUCAUUGCAUUGAUAUUCGCGGCAAUAGUCGGCUGUUGUUUCCAUAGGGCUAACAAACGCAGGAAAAGCGUUGAGAUCUCUUCACGACUGCCCACUGACUCCGGACUCAAUGAAAGGGAAGCCUUCUUACAGAAGGGAAGGAUUCCCAUAAUCUUCGAGUUCGAACAGCAACAGCAUCAACAACAUGUCUCUCAACAACAGCCCCAACAGUAUAAUAUGACGCCCGUUAUUAUGCCGCCCCCUCAACAACAGUCCCAACAUAUUCCUCCACAACAAGUACAGAUGACACCCUUACGACAGCUAAGCAGUAGUGGUUCCAAAAUGACAUAUCAAGCACUUCCUCCGGGUUCGGGCCCUCAGACGCGUCGCCAACCGCCCCCUUAUUAUAAAUAA